This is a messenger RNA of Hippocampus comes (tiger tail seahorse), 1386 nucleotides long. Its product is annotated as RING finger protein 212B-like. Gene Ontology annotation, cellular component: synaptonemal complex. The coding region runs from base 78 to 671 and encodes 197 amino acids. The record is from RefSeq and is a predicted model, not a curated record. Lineage: Eukaryota; Metazoa; Chordata; Actinopteri; Syngnathiformes; Syngnathidae. Gene Ontology annotation, molecular function: SUMO transferase activity. Gene Ontology annotation, biological process: protein sumoylation; homologous chromosome pairing at meiosis; reciprocal meiotic recombination. The transcript is spliced from 11 exons.
AAAGACAAAUCAGAACUUUUUGAUGUUUAUAAGGUGUGAUAGUGGUCUUCCUUAAAAACAAAGACUUUGUGUUUUAGAUGAAAAUACAGGAAAGGGUGUUUUUCAUGGAUCCCAUGAAGCUCUUCCAGUCACGUCUAGAGCACAUUACACAGAUUGCAGAUUUUCAGCGGACACAAAUGCAGCGAGCCACGGCAUACUUCAAGCACAAGUCAGUUGAACUGGAAAAGCGUCUGAAAGAAGUCACUCAGCAGAGUUACAGGCAAAUCGCUGAAUUGAAAAGAGAGAAUGCCGAUUUAAAAAGCCGAAAUAUGGAGCUGAAACAAGAGAUGGCCGAGCUGAAAAAGCCUCUUUCACAGAGGAGGGGUUCUCCGGGACAAUUCCAGACAAAUGGUGUUCAAAGGAUCUCGCUCCCUGUGGCUGUCGCUUCUCCUGUGACCCCUCAUUUAAGAACUAUGAGCCAGCUGGGUCCAGUAGAUUCCCCACUGUGGACCCGAGACCGAGGUCUUGCAUCCCGUACAACUCCUGGAUCGACCACUUCUUUGUCUAGCCAAAGCCCUCUUCUUGAACGUGGCCACAGGACCCCCACAUCCAUCAGCCCAUCUACAAGAAUGCCAGACAUCUUCCAAUACCAUCUGUUGACUGACUUAUCAAUCGCCUCACCCAGGCGUUAAUCAAACCGGUUCUCUUUGUAAAGACUCGUCAAAAGCAAAAAUCGAGGCGAGGCGGAGCUGCGGACCAGGAAGCCCAACAAGGCCCAACUGACUGUCACGGCCUCGGCGGAGUGGGUGUGCCAGUCAGCCGGGGAAGGCUUCACAUUGGUGGGAGAAAGCGUCUGUACAACAAAUCCCGGCCAGUGGGCCAAACACUUUUUAUUUUUUUUACGUCAACCACGUUGCGCGCCCCCAUCAGAUCUGGGCCACAUACUAUUUACGAGGAGAUUUAUUUGCCUACAAAAUCAUCUAAUUUCUCUACCAACCAGCAGCACAGUCCUGUUUCCCUCUGACAUAGGGUGUUUUUAUCGGGCGUUUCUAAGCGGGGGGGGGGCAUCUUUUUUGUACAAAUUAUAUGAAAUAUCUAAAUGUAUUCACCAUUAUAAUGAUGGUGCUUAUGCUGAAAAUAAUUUGAGUGCGUCCACCUCCGACAUAAAAAAAAAAAUGACGCAUAUAAGAAUGGAGUGAGCACAAAGCUGAAAAAGCACUCUUUCCAUAAAGCCUAAGAUUCUAUUUGAGGGGAAGCAUCGAAUGGGCUACAACUGAGUAACACAGUUUCUUCACCUGAGGGGAAAUAAGGACGGACAGCUACCACAUACAGUUCUCUGGUUGGGGGGGUUUAAAUCCGGGCUCCGGCAUUCCUGUGUGGAGAACCAGUGCUAUGGAUAGAUGGAAA